AUGUCCAAAACUUGCAAUGUCGAGGUGAAGGAUUCGACAAUCAGUGGUGCCGGCCGGGGCCUCUUCGCAUGCGGAGAUUUCCAGCCUGGCGAUUUAGUCCUCGCUGUCGACCGGCCCCUGUUCGCUGAACUCGAUAUUCAUCGCCUUCAGGACACUUGCGCAUGGUGCUUCCAGCGAGCCGCAACAGAUCAAAUCGAACGGGCCCAGGCUGCCUCCAUGGGAUUGCCAAAUGGGUUCAUCGAGGUCAAAGCAUGCACUGGAUGUCGCCGGAUUUCGUACUGCUCCAAGUCAUGCCAAAGCAAGGCCUGGAAACGCGAGCAUAAGUAUGAGUGCAAGGCCCUGGCUCCAAAGGAUCGGCCUGACCUCCCCGAUGCUGUGCGCUCAACGAUCAAGCUGUUGGGGCGCAUGAAGGCAGAUGACGGCAAGUACGACAAGCUGGCUACUAUCUUGUCUUUCAGACCAUUCGAAGGGGGCAAGGGGGUCGAGGAAUUCGGCCACCGAAACAGGAAGCUUCUCGAAGACUUCAACAUGUUCGGCUUCGCGGCGUGGAAAUAUGCGGGCGAGCCCAAGAUGCGGGAAGCGGACUCCCAGGCCGUUUCCAAAGCUUUCGUGCUCAAUAUUAUGUGUAACAAAUUCGCAUUAAGCUCGCCGCUGGACGACACUCAUCUAGGCAUCGGAUUCGACCCCAUGAUUUGCAGCGCAAAUCAUUCCUGCGACCCCAAUGUCGUGUUGGUCUUUAACCAGCCGGUUGCACUUCUAAGAGCUACAAGACCCAUAAAGAAGGGUGAAGAGAUGUUCAUGAAGUACAUCGACGUUACGAACCCCUUGAGUGUGAGGCAAAACGAGCUCCAGGAUACUUAUUACUUUAGUUGCCAAUGCCCCAAGUGCAAGAAGGGAAGUAGCUUUCCGGAGGAUACUUUCACUAUUCCGCCAGAGGAGCUGUCGUCCGAGUAUCGUACUCUCGCAGACAAGCUGGCCCAGAAACACGAGGCACAGCUGUCGAGGUUCUUUGUGCCUGCCAGUGAUGAAACGGCUCAACAACGGCUGGCUGCCCUGCAGGCCGAAGCAUUCUCAGUGUCAGGCACAGUCACCGAUGUCAAAAACCCAACUCCAGAAGAAAUCAAGGCGACACUCAAGAUGUGCAUCAAAUCCGGCCUGUGGAAAUGGACCAGACAGCCAGUGCCGCAAUUAUGCCGCCAACUCUUCAGCUUGUACAUCGCGAAUGGGGACCCUUACAGAGCGUUUCGACUGGGCUGCAAGAUCUACUUCGAGAUCACGCCCGGCCUGUACCCUCAAGCCUUCUACCCCGACCGGCUGAUCGACACGUGGGCCAUGUCGACCGUCGUCAACGUCCUCUGUGGGCCGAUGAACAAGCAGAUAUACGAUGAGCUGAUGCAGGGCGGCGUGGACUUGCGUAUAGUCUAUUUUGGAUUCCUGUUUGACGUUCACGACAAUGCCCCCAAGAUGUUCGGCCUCGAUUCGCCGUUCGGGAGGGUCGUCGACAACACGUACAAGCAGAUCAUGGCUGGGGUCAACAUCCAUGAGUCGGAGAUUCGGGACAAGAUCAAAGCUGUCUGGCCGUCUCUCGAGAUCAUUGCACGUAGUGUUGAUGUGCUCAGCUUGUAG
Neoarthrinium moseri is the source of this 1626-nucleotide messenger RNA. RefSeq lists its product as uncharacterized. Bases 1 to 1626 code for a protein of 541 amino acids. Gene Ontology annotation, cellular component: nucleus. The record is from RefSeq and is a predicted model, not a curated record. Lineage: Eukaryota; Fungi; Ascomycota; Sordariomycetes; Amphisphaeriales; Apiosporaceae. The transcript is spliced from 2 exons. Gene Ontology annotation, molecular function: protein binding.